CAAAGUCGUUCCGACGGAGGGGUUUCUCCAUCGAUUAACAAUUCGAACAAUAGAACACAGGAAAAACAAGCAAAAYAACCWAGCACUAAGACGAGCACRAAAAGGAUUGGUCGAGAACARGCAGAACACAACAACAUUACCGCAACACUCGGCAGGAGGGCAACAAAACAGCAGGCACCAUGGUAGAUCACGGAAAGAAUAGCAAGAGAAAGAAGUUCCAUGAUAAGGACAAAUACUAUAAGCGUGAGUCGGAAAGAAAUGAAAUGAAACGAAACAAUACGAAACAAUGCACGGGAAAAGUGGAUGCGUCGGCCCGCGGGAAAAAAUUGAGAAACAUACUUUUUUGUUGUUGUUUUUUUUUGUUGUUUUUAAUUUUUCCUAACUUUUGUGUUUUUAUAUGUUGCCGUUGUUCUGGUUGUCGUUUGUUGUUCGAUGCGAACGAAUAAUUGAUUUUCGGUUCUGUUCUGCUGCCGUGCUGUGUUUCUUCGUUUCUCUGUUUGCAGUCGCCAAGGAGCAGGGCCUCCGGUCGCGUGCCGCCUUCAAGCUGUCCCAGAUCAAUCGGCACUACCCGCUGAUGCACAGCAAAACCAACGUCGUUCUGGAUCUGUGUGCCGCUCCCGGUGGUUGGACGCAGGUCGCCCAACGGACCUGCGGGCCGCAGACCUCGAUCAUCGCGGUGGACAUCCUGCCCAUCCGGAGCCUCGGAAAGCGCAACAUCACCACCAUCGUGGGGGACAUCACCACGGACAAGUGCAAGGCGGACAUCAACCGUGCCAUCAUCGAGUCGACGUCGAACGGCGGCAACAACGAUCGCAACAACAGCAAGGAGGGAACCGUCGACGUGGUGCUCCACGAUGGAGCUCCCAACAUCGGAGCGAGCUACGACAAGGACGCGUACAUGCAAACGGAGCUGGCGGUGCACGCCCUCCGUUGUGCGACCCAGCACCUGCGGCACAUGGGGUCCUUUGUGACAAAGAUCUACCGCAGCAAGGACUCGGCGUCCUUCCAGUGGGUGGUAAAGCAGCUUUUCCGGGAGGUCUCGACCUUCAAGCCAAAGGCCUCCCGACAACAAUCGGCGGAGAUUUUUUACGUCUGCCAGGGCUACUACAAACCCGACAAGAUCGACCCGCGCCUCCUCGAUCCGAAGCACAUUUUCGAAUUCGUCGAGGGCGACACGCAGGGGGGCGGAAAAGACACCUCCACCGGAGCCGACAAGAAAUUCAACGUCUUUCACAAGUCCUGGGACCAGGCCAAGCGUCACCGCGGUGGGUACGACACGGACCAUCUCGACGGUACCAUGCGGCACAUCGAACCGGUGUCGAACUUUGUCUUUGGGGCUUCCUCACAGCUCGACGCGAUCCAGACGCUGAGCACAUGCACCGGGUUUACCUUUCGGGCCGACGACGACGACAAYAUCAGCAAGGAGCAGUGCGACUUUUUGUUGAACCAUCCCUUCACGACGGCCGAAAUCAAGGAGUGCGUGAUCGAUCUGAAGGUCCUGAACAAGGGAGACUUCAAGGGGCUGGUCAUGUGGAGAGAAAAAAUGCUGGCGGCCUGGAAGGCCCAGGAAUCUAACAAGGACGGUGACGACAGCGACGAGGAAAGCGGUAGCGACAGCAGCGACGGAGAAAGUGACGAUGGGGACAGCGCCGGAGAAGAUGACGAGGAUGCGAUCCAGAAAGAGAUCCAAAAGGCCCGGGAACGAAAACUGCGGGAGAAGAAAAAGGCGAAAAAGAAGGAGCGAAAACUCAUGGCGAAGAAGCGGAGGCAGGCAGCCUUUGGGAUGGAUCUCAAUGCCAUUGAGGUCCAGGAACACGACCAGUUCUUUUCUUUGAGCACUCUGCAGUCCUCAAAGGAUCUGGACAACGUUGCGGAAGUAAACCUCGACAAGGUGACGAAUGAGGAAGCCUUUGGAAGGGACAGUGACGACGACGAUAGCGACGACGAAAUGGGAGGAGCCAACUACCUCAAGAAAAAAGGCAUCCCCGAGCGCAACGCAGACACCGGUUAUUCCUACCGAAUGGAAAGYGAGCUUGACCUCGCAUACGAUMUGUUCCUUAAAAACACAAAGAACAGUGCUAACAAGAUCGGUACCAAGGCCGCGAAGCGAUCGAAAAARCUGCUGCGGGAAAAAAUGGCGCAGCAGUCCCACGAGGACCAAGAAAUGGUCCUGACCGGRAAGAAGGGAAUMAACGCCGACACCAAGGCCUACGCAAAGAUGCUCCAGGGUGGCAAAGACAGCGACGAUGAUAGCGAYGACGACGACAACGACGAGGAAGGAAACUACGAUAGCGACGAUGGAUUCGACGACGAACCCAUGACACCGGCAGAACACGAAGCAAAGAAGAAGAAAAAKUCMGCUGUGAGCAGCGGUAACAAUUCCAACCCCUUGAUCCAYGAAUUCCCAGACGAGCCCACACCGAUGAAGACGGCACGGUGGUUCAGCAAUCCGUUGUUUGCCGAGAUCGGCGAGGCCGUCAACGCAGCGGCUUCGAGCAGCAACCAAAAGUCUUCCUCCGGAGCGGCAACAAGCGAUCCGCUGGGCGACGACGACAGCGACCACGAAARCGAUGGCGACGACGACGAGGAAGAGAARAAACRCCCCUCCAAAAAGUCCCGACGGGAAAAUGCUGGCCAAUCGAAGAAGGAAAGCAAGAAAGAAAAGAAAAUUACCGCGGACGAUGUCCUGGCGAUGAUGCCCAAGACAGACAAGCAAAAGCGCCACGAAAAACGCAUCAAGGCCAAGGAACGAGACGAACGCCGCCAGGCCCGACGGGCGAAGAAAAUGGGGGAGGAAGCGAGCGACUUUGACCUGGUGCCCAGGUCGGCGAACGACGAUGAGGACUUUGACGACGAUGAAUUAAUGCAAAUGGAAGGCAUGACCGAGGAAAGAAAACAAAAGAUAAAGGAGGCCCGAAAGCUGAUCAAGGCCGGUAUGGGGAAGGGUGCCUCUUCUGAUAAAGGCGAGAAGGUGGGCUUCGAGGUUGUGGAAGCUGAGAGGCCCCUGCCUUCUAUGGACGACCGAAAAUACAAUUCCGAUAACGAGGACUACGACAGCGACGACCACGCCGAGACACUCGCGCUGGGAACCAUGAUGCUCCGCCAUUCGAAGGCAAAGUCCAUGGUGGAUGCAUCGUAUAACCGAUUUGCCUGGAACGACCCUAGUGAUCUCCCGGAGUGGUUCGUUGACGACGAGAACCGCCACUACCGUCCGCAGCUCCCGAUCCCCCCGGCACUUCUGGCCAAGAUGAAAGAAAAGAUGCUGGCCCUCUCGACGAAACCUAUUGCAAAGGUUGCCGAAGCCCGCGCGAGAAAGAAUCGCAAGGCGAAACAAAAGCUCGCAAACGCCAAGAAGAAGGCCCAGGCAAUUGCAAAUUCUGCGGACAUGUCCGAGGCAAUGAAGCUGAAGACCAUCAGCAAGGCUUUGCGGUCCGACGACAGGAAGAGCGGCCGCAAGGAAUAUGUUGUUUCCAAGAAGGGACAAGGCAAGAARGGAGUCAAGGGAGGAAUUAUGGUGGACAAGAGAUUGAAGAACGACAAGAGAGGAAUGGAACGCGCUAUGAAGAAGAGGAAAUCUGGCAAGAAGGGAGGACUUACGGGAWCAAAGAGAAGGCGGAAUCACAAGUAAAUAAURCAAUGCAAGGCAUCCCUGUUGAAAUGAUGGUCCAAUAKAACGYCAUGCUAUUAUGCCCCAUUACUGAAAUUUGUUUUGAAAUGAGCUUCUUCUUCUAGUAGUUGUAUAGAAAUGUUUGUUCUUUGUUUGUAUAUAUUUAUUAUCCAAAAUUUGCCUGACGGCUUUGUUUUCUAUCUACUGCUAUGUGUAUCAAUUGYAACAAAUCCGACCGUWAGCUGAUAUCAGAUUCCAUUCAACCGAAUAGAAUUUCGUAUGUGAC
Molecule: messenger RNA, 3893 nt
Organism: Pseudo-nitzschia multistriata
Lineage: Eukaryota; Bacillariophyta; Bacillariophyceae; Bacillariales; Bacillariaceae
Source: the annotation of a GenBank genome assembly